UGUAGCUAUCUUGGACUUUCCUUUAUAAAAAUCCAUUCCUUGAUGGAUCAGUUCAAUGGCGUAUAGUAUAACACUUGUGAUUUGCUUCUUCCUGCUGACUAUAUGUGAAUGUGAUCAAGGAGAUUGGACAAACCAUGGAGGAGAUAUCACCAACAGGCGCUUCCAGGAGAAGGAGCACAAGAUUAGCCCCCAAAACGCUCACACCCUCGCUCAAAAGUGGAGAUUUGUCACUGGACCAUUCGUCUCGGCGACUCCAGCCAUCUACAAGGGUGUGGUCUACGUUCCAACUUGGAGUGGGCUUGUCUUUGCGGUGUCUAUGCAAGGAUCUUUGGUCUGGAGGGUGAAUUUGACACAGAUCACAGGCUUGAGUGGGGUGAUCUCAAGAACUUCUCCGGCACUGACAAAAGAGCUGGUAAUCAUUGGAUUGCUCGGCCCUGCCAAGGUUGUCGCGUUGAAAAGAGAGACUGGAAAGCUAGUAUGGAUCUCCCAGGAGCUUGAGGAAACGCCCCUUGCGAAAAUUACCAUGUCUGGAACAGCUCACAAAGAUGCUUUCUACGUUGGAAUCUCGUCAGACCAAGAGGUGAACGACACCAUUUGCUGCACCUUCCAAGGGAGCUUUCAAAAGCUCAGUCUGACGACAGGGUCACGAAUCUGGAAAACGGGCAUGCUUCCAGACAACCACGGGCAAAAUGAACUUUACUCUGGAGCCGCAAUCUGGGGAAGCAGCCCUUCCAUCGACGAAAAGCGAGGCCUCGUCUACAUCGCAACUGGAAACCUCUACACGGUUCCAGCGUCCAUCCAGGCAUGCCUCGAUGCAAAUCGAACCGGUUGCUUUCCAUCAAACGCAACCCUCUGCGACGAUGCGGUGGUCGCACUCGACACGGAGACCGGAGCCAUAAGGUGGUGUAACAGGCUCGGUGGCGGCGACGUCUUCUCCUUCAUUUGCCGCGACCGGGAAAAUCCACUACCAAAAUGCCCCUCGCAGCCGGGCCCGGACUACGACUUUGGAGAAUCUCCAAUGCUCGUCACCAUUCGUCACAGAAACAGAUGGAGAGAUGUGGUUGUCACGGGCCAGAAGAGCGGCAUUGUCUGGGCUCACGACCGAUCAACUGGAGAACUCGUAUGGGAAACUCUUGCUGGACCUGGUAGCAAGAGUGGAGGAGCAAUCUGGGGAGCUGCCGCUGAUAACACGAGGAUCUACACCAACAUCGUCAACAGAGAUGGGCUGAACUUCACGCUCAUCCCAUCUAGCAAUGUCACUCGGGGGGGCGGCUGGGUAGCCAUGGAUGCCAACACUGGAGCGAUACUCUGGUCCACGGCAAAUCCCACCGGUGCUCUAGCUUAUGGAGCGGUGGCCAUUUCAAACGAUGUGUUGUUUGUUGGAUCGUUCGAGGACGCGGGUUACAUUUACGCGCUGGACGCCAGGAAUGGGAGGAUUGUGUGGAGGGGCAUGACAAAUUCCAAACAGGGCGGGGGAUUCUCUGUGGCCGAUGGGUGUGCUUUCGUUGGAUCUGGAUACAUGCCUCCCACGACCGGUGAUUCGAUCUACGCGUUCUGUGUGGCCUAGCAAUUUCAAACUUGAAAUUCUAAGAAUAAGGGCAGUACGAAAGUGUACGGUGACCUAGGGCUUUUGGACAUAUCCCACAUGCCGGAGCUUGGUUUCAUGCCUGGGAAUGUGUAUAUAAAGAGAUUAAGGAUCGAUUUGAAAACACACGAGCCGUGUGGUCAGCGCAAAGCGAACUAUUCUUUCGCCUUUUACUAAAGAAUACCGUGUGCUGGUCACAUAAUAGCGGCAUAUCCAAAUUUUUGGAACGCUUCCUCACGAAGGCACCCCCCACAAAUAUAAAAUUAAGAAGCAUGCUUAGCU
Selaginella moellendorffii is the source of this 1867-nucleotide messenger RNA. Its product is annotated as polyvinylalcohol dehydrogenase. The transcript is spliced from 4 exons. NCBI's taxonomy places the organism in Eukaryota, Viridiplantae, Streptophyta, Lycopodiopsida, Selaginellales, Selaginellaceae. Bases 56 to 1567 code for a protein of 503 amino acids. The record is from RefSeq and is a predicted model, not a curated record.